Messenger RNA from Trichomonas vaginalis G3, 1428 nucleotides. RefSeq names its product armadillo (ARM) repeat-containing protein family. Lineage: Eukaryota; Parabasalia; Trichomonadida; Trichomonadidae. The transcript has a single exon. The coding region runs from base 1 to 1428 and encodes 475 amino acids. The record is from RefSeq and is a predicted model, not a curated record.
AUGAAUGAAUACCAAAAUGAAGGAGACGAUCGAACAGCUACUAUUUCAGAUGAAAAUAAUGAGCAAGGAGAGUUCAUUCAUUACAUUGGUACAUUAAAAAAAGCAGAACUUGAAGUAUUAAUUUCACAACUUUUUAAUGUUACUACUGACAUACAGAUUUCACUUGAAGAAAGGAUUGUAGCACUCAGAAAAAUCGAGUUAAUAUCAAAAUAUACAAAUCAUUUUAAUUUUAAUUAUUUUGAUGUUUUAUUACAAUGCAUAUUGUCACCAGACUAUGAUAUUUCACAAAUAGCAGCCAAUGUAAUUAUCAUUACCAUUACAAACAGUACUCAUUUCGGUGAAGAAAUGUUUUUAAAUAGUGUAAUUCACAAAUUUAUCGAUCAAUUCUCAAAAAGAUUCGACGACAUUCUUCUACAGAUACUCAAAUCAUUGUGUAAAAUACCAACACUGGCCGAUAAAUUUGCAAUUUUAGGUUUAAUCGGAGUAAUUCAGAAAUACUACUACGAAUGUCUCCAAAACAUUCAUUCUUCUGACAAAAAAGUUUCAUCAGAAGCUCUUACAUCCAUUCAUGAUAUAAUAUCUAUUUAUCUUGAGCUAAUUAAAAAUAUCCAAAAAGAUAUCGCAAUUAUUCCAGGAAUGCUUCAAGAUAUAUCGCACUUAAUGAAUAUUCUCAUUUACUACCAAUUUCCUGAUCUAUUUUUGGAUUCUCUCUGUUUUAUUUCAGAAUUAAUGCCAAUAGUUUCCCAAUUCAUUGAUAAUGAUACAAUUAAUAUGGUAUCAUUAGCCGUUGAGAUAGUAGAUCUUUUUGAAAAGGUAGAUAGUGAAAUGGCUACAAUUUUUUGCAGAUUUUAUGAAUCAAUUUCAAUUCUCAAAUAUCGUGAUGAACUGGCGCAAUCAGUCAUAUCCGAUGUAAUAUUAGAGUUCUAUAACACAUGGAAAUUAACACCAGAAAGCUUUUCUUGCCUUUCUAAAUUUUUCACUUGUAUUUUACCGGUAAAAGCAGAUAUAGCAGGAAGAAUAGUUGAUUCAGGACUAAUAUAUAAGUUUGUACAAUGCUAUGACUCAGGAGAACCAAAAAUUGUCUCUAGAAUUACAGAAUUUUUCGCAAUGUGCUGUCAUCCACCUUUUAUUGAAUCAGUUGCAGAAGUAGUGAUCAAUAAUAAGAUUAUUGAAGAGAUUGCAUCCGUUUUAAUCACUUUUCCAAAAGGAGAUAAAAGAAUUGGAAAAAUUAUGGACGGAUUAUGUAGUUUGCUAACAUACUCGAAAUCAAUUGGGGCAUUCGAAAAGGAUGAUCCUUUAAUUUCUCAGUUUCUUCAACCAGAUUUUCAGGAUUUUAUAGAAAGUAAGUCUGAACUGAAAGAAACUGAUGAAAUCUAUUACGCUAUUGCAUUUCUUGAAAAGAAUAUUGAUGAACUCGAAGAAAUGUAA